Molecule: messenger RNA, 897 nt
Organism: Aspergillus nidulans FGSC A4
Lineage: Eukaryota; Fungi; Ascomycota; Eurotiomycetes; Eurotiales; Aspergillaceae
Product: alpha/beta fold hydrolase
Exons: 3
Coding region: 1-897 (298 amino acids)
Molecular function (GO): catalytic activity
Source: RefSeq, a predicted model, not a curated record
AUGCCGACCACGCAAACGAUCCGUGUCCCCCAUCUGGGCGGCAUCUCAGCCGGCUACGCCCUGUCCGGCGACAAGUACGACGCCUCCAAGCCGACCUGCGUGCUGAUCAACUCCAUGUGCAUGACGACCGCGCUGUACAAUGACCAGUUCGAGGAUGCGAGCUUGACCUCGGCCGUCAAUCUGCUCGCAAUCGAGCCACUGGGCCACGGGUCCACCAGCUGUGCGACUGAGCACUUCACCUACUGGGACAGUGCCAUCAUGGCCCUGCAGGUGCUCGACGCACUCGGGAUCCAAAAUGCGUUCGCCCUGGGCACGAGCCAGGGAGGAUGGAUCGUGACGAGGAUGGCCCUGUUGGCGCCAGAGCGUGUGCUUGGCCUCAUCCUUUUGGGCACCUCCAUGGACUAUGAGUCUGUGGACUCCAGGAGCAAAGGAUGCUGGGAUCCUCUCCCGCUGCUAAAGCCCUUCUUCGAUGGCUGGACCAGUGACGCCCCGACCCCUGAUUUCGUGGUCGAGGAGACCUGGUGCAAGAUGGUCGGCGCCGUAGGAUUCGGCACAUUUGCUACCGAGGAGCGAGUGAACUUCUGGACGAAGACACUGCAAGAGGUGUACCGGGGCGAUGAAGGCCGCAAGAAAGUGCGCAUGGCGCUGACGUGUCUCCUCGAGCGAGAUGGGUUACUAUUGAGGCUGGUUGAUAUCAAAUGUCCAGUCUACUGGCUGCAGGGCACGGAUGAUACACCGUUUGCCACAACAGUGCCGGCAGAGCAGAUUAAGCUCUUCACCCGGUCUAAAGAAGCCAAGCUGGAAAUUAUCGAGGGCGGCGCGCACUACCUGAAUGCUACUCACCCAAAGCAAGUUGACGAGGCUAUCUUGGAGCUGGUCAAGAAGUACGCCGUCUAA